Messenger RNA from Nanorana parkeri, 2819 nucleotides. RefSeq names its product minichromosome maintenance 8 homologous recombination repair factor (gene MCM8). Gene Ontology annotation, cellular component: MCM complex; nucleus. The transcript is spliced from 18 exons. The record is from RefSeq and is a predicted model, not a curated record. The coding region runs from base 1 to 2523 and encodes 840 amino acids. Gene Ontology annotation, biological process: double-strand break repair via homologous recombination. Lineage: Eukaryota; Metazoa; Chordata; Amphibia; Anura; Dicroglossidae. Gene Ontology annotation, molecular function: ATP binding; ATP hydrolysis activity; single-stranded DNA helicase activity.
AUGAGCCAAAGCUGCAGAGGAGGAUCAAGAGGCUGGAGAGGUGGUGGAGGAGGAAAUCAGUAUUCAGGGACAUGGAGAGGCCGACCCUGGAAGCAAAGAGGCAAUGGGAGGGGGCAAAGUGGACCAUUGAACAGAAACACUGGAAAUGGGCCUUCAUGUUUUCCUGGAGCACCUGCCAGACCUCGAUAUACCCAGACUACGCUGGAUAAAUAUGUUCCAUACAAAGGCUGGAAGCUUUACUUCUCUGAAGCUUACAGUGACAGUUCCCCGUAUGUGUUAAAAGUUCAAGCCUUUGAAAGAUUCUUCACAAAGCACAUUGAAUAUUAUGACAAGGAUGAAAUUGAAAGAAAGGGAAGCAUUCUUGUGGAUUACAAGGAACUCCUGGAAGAUGAUGAACUUACGACAUCUGUUCCUCUGUCCACUGAACUGAAAGAGAUGCCUGAAAAAAUACUGGAUUGUAUGGGGCUAGCAAUACACCAGGUGCUAACCAAAGACUUGGAGAAACAUGCAGUGGAGCUACAGGGGCAGGAAGGUCUUCCGCUAGAGGAGACCCCCAUAGUUGAUGUGCCAUACAUACACGCUAGGGUGUACAAUUACGAUCCACUAACCCCUCUGAAAAACCUCAGAGCUAAUUUGUAUGGCAAAUAUGUGGCACUGCGUGGCACAGUUGUUCGAGUUAGUAACAUCAAACCAAUAUGCACUAAAAUGGCCUUUGUAUGCAACAUGUGUGGGGAUGUACAGAGCUUUCCUUUUCCUGAUGGGAAAUAUACGCUUCCAACAAAGUGUCCUGUUCCAGAAUGCCGUGGGCGUUCAUUCACACCAGACCGAGGUUCUCCACUGACAGUGACUGUGGACUGGCAGACCAUCAAGGUCCAGGAGCAGCUGAUGUCAGAUGAUCAGAGGGAAGCCGGGAGAAUACCAAGGACAGUUGAAUGUGAACUGAUUCAGGAUUUGGCAGACAGCUGUGUUCCUGGAGAUAUGGUGACCAUCGCAGGGGUGGUUAAAGUGUCUAAUGUAAAAGAUGGAGGGUUUAAAAAUAAAACCAAUAAGUGCAUGUUCCUGUUGUACAUCGAGGCAAAUUCAGUUAGUAACAGCAAAGGUCAGAAAGCUAAAGACACCGAGGGAAGCACCAGGCAUGGGGCAGCUAUGGACUUUUGCCUGAAGGACCUGUACGCUAUUCAAGAGAUUCAGGCACAGGAGAGUCUCCUUAAAUUAAUAGUCAACUCUCUUUGCCCCUUGAUAUAUGGACACGAGGUGGUUAAAGCAGGGUUAUCACUUGCUCUGUUCGGAGGCUGUCAGAAAUAUGUGGAUGAUAAAAACCGGAUUCCCAUUCGUGGGGAUCCUCACAUACUUGUGGUUGGAGAUCCAGGACUGGGAAAAAGUCAGAUGUUACAGGCAGUUUGUAAUGUGGCCCCCCGUGGCAUCUAUGUUUGUGGAAACACGACGACAACAGCUGGACUGACAGUAACCUUAUCCAGGGACAGUGCAACUGGAGAUUUUGCCUUAGAGGCUGGAGCUCUUGUUCUGGGAGACCAAGGUAUAUGUGGAAUUGAUGAGUUUGACAAGAUGGGUAAUCAGCAUCAGGCUCUACUAGAAGCUAUGGAACAACAGAGUAUUAGUCUUGCCAAGGCUGGGAUUGUGUGCACCUUACCUGCCAGGACAUCCAUCAUUGCUGCUGCUAACCCAGUGGGUGGACACUACAACAAAGGCAAAACUGUCUCUGAAAAUUUGAAAAUGGGAAGUGCUUUAUUGUCGAGAUUUGACCUGGUGUUCAUCCUGCUGGAUACCCCAAACGUAGAUCAUGAUCAUUUACUUUCAGAACAUGUGAUGGCCAUGAGGGCAGGGUCAAAGGAGCUUUUACGUGGUGCAACUGUAACCCGCACAGAGUCUCAGGAUUCCAGUACCUCUGUGCUGGAGAUGCUUUCCGAGAAGCCUUUAAAAGAGAGAUUAAAGGUUCGGCCAGGUGAACAUUUUGAUCCUAUCCCACAUCAGCUAUUAAGGAAAUACAUUGGUUAUGCCCGACAGUAUGUACAUCCAAAGCUGUCCCCAGAUGCAGCUCACGUCCUUCAAGAUUUCUACCUGGAGCUUAGAAAACAGAAUCAAGGCAUUGACAGCACUCCUAUUACAACCAGACAACUCGAGUCAUUAAUCCGACUAACAGAGGCUCGAGCCAGACUGGAGCUGAGGGAAGACGCUAUAAAAGAUGAUGCUGAAGAUGUUGUGCAAAUAAUGAAAUACAGCCUGCUUGGGACAUACUCGGAUGAGUUUGGAAAACUGGAUUUCAAUAGAUCUCAGCAUGGCUCAGGAAUGAGUAAUCGAUCUCAAGCAAAGAAAUUUGUUUCUGCUCUUAACAGAAUUGCAGAACGGACUUACAAUAACCUGUUUGAUUAUCAACAGCUUCGGCAGAUUGCCAAGGAAUUGCAGAUACAGGUCUCUGACUUUGAAAGUUUUGUGAGCUCACUAAACGAUCAAGGCUACCUAUUAAAAAAGGGACCCAGAGUUUAUCAGCUUCAGACAAUGUAAUUUUUUUUGUAAUUUGGAUUAUGAACUUUGAAGAGCGUGGAUAUUUGAAGUCUUGCUUCUGAAUGUAGAAGCACAUCCAUAUGCUGAGGGAAUUGAAUCGGUUCUUCAUUUAUAAUUGUUCUAUAGUCAUGAGCAUACAGUAUUUAACAUUUUGUGCUGCUGUGCUACAUUUCUCAUGCUGAAUGUGUGUCCUCUUAUUGUAUGUACUGUAUAUAUUUUACAUUCUAUAUAAAUUGUCAGUAUAUUGUUGCAAUUGCAGUAAAAUUGCAUAAAAUACUUUGUAUGGUUUUUAUUAU